CACCUCAAAAAUUGUCAAAAAACAUAAUCAUCUCACAUCUCCUAACUUCUCUUCUUACUUACAAUUAUUUUUCUAAGUGUGUUUAACAAUAAUGGGUGGUACCAAGAUACUUGUAGCACUGUUUCUUUGCCUCAUGGUGUCUUCUACCUUGGGGCAAUUCUCGUCGCACAAGAGGCUGAGCUACCAAGCUCAGCAAUGCCGCCUUAGCCGGCUGUCGUCGAACGAGCCGAAUCAAAGGUUUGAAUUUGAAGGAGGAUUGAUUGAAUUGUGGGAUGAAAAUGAAGAGCAAUACCAAUGCACUGGUGUUCAUGCAAUGAGAGUUACUGUUCAACAGAAUUCUCUUGCUUUGCCUAACUUUUCUCCUUUCCCUGUGCUUGUUUACAUCGAACGAGGUGAAGGGAUAUUGGGAGUGACCUACCCAGGAUGCCCAGAAACAUACCACUCAUCAGGUGGAAGACAAGAAGGAUAUCGAGGGGAAGAAGAGAGAGGAUUUAGCCACAGCAAAGACCUCCACCAGAAGGUUCACCGCUUCAGGCGCGGCGAUAUCUUGGCCAUCCCUCCCGGUGCUGUUCACUGGUGCUACAAUGACGGUAACGAAGAGGUUGUUGCUGUCCAUGUUGCUGAUCUCAACAACCCAGCCAACCAACUUGACCAAAGUUUCAGGGCAUUCUACUUAGCAGGUGCAUCAGAGAAUUCAGGACAAAGAGGCAUUAGACGUCUAGGAGACAGGCACGGCCAACGGCAAUUCAACAACAUCCUCAGCGCCUUCGACUCCGAGCUCUUGGCCGAGGCAUUUGAUGUGCCAGAGGAGUUGAUUAGGAGAGUGCAGCAACCUGAGAACCGAGGUUUGAUUGUAAGAGUGGAGAAGGGAGAGAUGAGAAUCCUUGCACCCGAAGGCGAACAAGAGUACGAGUAUGAAAGGAGAAGGAAGUAUAUGGGACUCGAUAUCAAUGGAUUGGAGGAGACUAUUUGCACCAUGAGGUUGCGCCAUAGCCUUGACAACCGUAGGGAGGCCGACGUUUUCUCCCGCCACGGUGGAAGGCUCAACAUUGUCAAUGAGCACAAGCUCCCAAUCCUUAGAUACUUGGACAUGAGUGUGGAGAAAGGAAACAUGUUCCCGAACACACUCUACUCUCCACACUGGGCAAUCAACAGCCACAGCAUCAUCUACGUAACUCGCGGCGAGGCACACAUCCAAGUAGUCGGACACCAAGGCCAAACCAUCAUGGAUGACAGAGUAAGGGAAGGCGAAAUGUUUGUGAUCCCACAAUACUUUGCAGCAACAGCUAGAGCAGGAAACCAAGGGUUUGAGUAUGUGUCCUUUAAGACAACCAGCAGCCCCAUGAAGAGUCCUAUGGUAGGAUAUACCUCAGUUUUCAGGGCAAUGCCAGUCCAAGUUUUAACGAACGCCUACCAAAUUUCGCCGUCGGAAGCUCAAGAGCUUAAGUACAACAGGGAGCACCAAACUUUCUUCCUCCCUUCUGGAAGAGGUGGAAGGAGCACCAGGUUUUAAACAAGGAAAGUGUUUUAGUGUACUACUAUCUUUUGUUAAUGCUACUUUUGGUGAUGACGCUACCUUUCGCUUUAUGUUUGUACUUAGAAAAGAGAUGGAGGAGUAGAGAGAAAGAGAGAGCUUCUUUUGUUAUGUGAAAAGAGGCUACUUUGCUUUAGAUGUAAUGGCAAUGACUUGCUUUAGAAUAAGGUUUGUACUAAUAAAAAUGAGGUUUCUCACUUUCAAUGUUAAUAAAUUUUGGUUUUAGUUUCA
Beta vulgaris subsp. vulgaris (sugar beet) is the source of this 1765-nucleotide messenger RNA. RefSeq names its product 11S globulin seed storage protein 2. Bases 92 to 1513 code for a protein of 473 amino acids. Gene Ontology annotation, molecular function: nutrient reservoir activity. Lineage: Eukaryota; Viridiplantae; Streptophyta; Magnoliopsida; Caryophyllales; Amaranthaceae. The record is from RefSeq and is a predicted model, not a curated record. The transcript is spliced from 4 exons.